Symbiodinium sp. CCMP2456 is the source of this 273-nucleotide messenger RNA. The record is from the annotation of a GenBank genome assembly. Lineage: Eukaryota; Dinophyceae; Suessiales; Symbiodiniaceae.
GCGACGAACGGCUACAACGGUAAUGGAUUCCACACUUCAGAGGAGCCGAAACCGCGACCGUCCCCUUCGGCCGCCUUUACGCCGAAGGCGACGGCAGGCGAAGGAGGAGAGAAGGCUCCAGAAGCACCCUCGUCUCCGACAGAGCCGGCGAUACCUGAGGGGCAACUCUUCACGGCCGCGCAAGAAUUCCAUGCAGUCGGCCAGGGCGAGCUUGGCCUGAGCAUCGGCGAUGUGGUGCGGCUUCUCAUGGAUCCGCAGGUGGGUACCGGGCAG